Messenger RNA from Lodderomyces jiufengensis, 1734 nucleotides. It is a transcript of the gene GZF3, whose product is annotated as Gzf3p. The coding region runs from base 1 to 1734 and encodes 577 amino acids. Gene Ontology annotation, biological process: positive regulation of transcription by RNA polymerase II; negative regulation of transcription by RNA polymerase II. The record is from RefSeq and is a predicted model, not a curated record. The transcript has a single exon. NCBI's taxonomy places the organism in Eukaryota, Fungi, Ascomycota, Pichiomycetes, Serinales, Debaryomycetaceae. Gene Ontology annotation, molecular function: zinc ion binding; DNA-binding transcription factor activity, RNA polymerase II-specific; RNA polymerase II cis-regulatory region sequence-specific DNA binding.
AUGGCAAUAAUUGAAGUUCAACAUCGUCCAUCUAGUGUUCAAUUAAAUAGUCCUCCAACAAGUGCAAAUAAUAAUACUACAAUCUCAUCAAAAUCUUCCUCAACAAAUUCAAUUUUAUCAAAUAAUUCUCAACAACAACCACCACCACCAAAUCAACAACAACAACAAUCAAUGGAUAUAAAACAAAAAUUAUCUCAAAGUGAAGGAAAUAUUUAUAAUUUAAAAAAUGAACAUAUUAAUUUAUCAAAUAUUAAACAAAAAUCAUUUUUCAAAACUGGUGAAAUAAUUAAUAAUCAAAAUUUACCUCCAACUCCUCCUUCAAAAGUUAAAAGUGAAGAUGAAAAUAGUAUCAAUACAUCCUUACCAUCAUCACAGCAACCACCACCAACACCACAACAACAACAACAUCAUCAACAAGAUUCGAGUAAUAAAAAUAAUAUGUCAAGUCCAAUUUGUCGUAAUUGUCAAACUCAAACUACUCCUCUAUGGAGAAGAGAUGAAACUGGUCAAGUAUUAUGUAAUGCUUGUGGAUUAUUUUUAAAAUUACAUGGAAGACCAAGACCAAUAAGUUUAAAAACUGAUACUAUAAAAUCAAGAAAUAGAGUUAAACAAAAUGGAGGUAAUAAUAAUAAUAAUAUUAAUCAACAAUCACAAAAUAGUCCUUCUAUAUCAAAUAAAUCAUCUGUAUCAAAUACUCCAGAAUUAAAAUCAAAAACUAGUAAUAAUAAUAAUAGUACUACUACUACUACUAUUAAUAAUUCAGUAGGUAAAAAAUCUCCAAAAUUGAAAAAAUUUAAAAAUUCCGAUUUAACACCAAUAUUACCUGUUACUUCCCAUCAACAACAACAACAACAGCAACAGCAACAUCAACCUCAUAAUAUUAGUCAACAUCAUCAACAACAUAAUAGUCAUCAUCAUCCAAUACAUUUACCAAAUCAUGUAUUACAUCAAGUACCAUUACAUUAUCCAUCAUCUACACCAACUCAAUUUGCUCCAGGAUUAAGAAGAAUUACUUCUCCAUUAUUAUUAUCAACCACAUCUUCAUCAGCUGUUAGAAAUGAACCAAUUUCAACUGCUGCUGCUGCUGGUGUAUUGGAAAAUUUAUCAAAUGAAUUAGGUCCAAGUGCUACUUUUAAAUCUUCUAAUAAUUCUUAUAAUAAUGGAAUAUCAUUAUUAAAUAAAUCUGAUAAUUUAUCAAAUGGUUCAACUUCUUCAAUUUUUUCAAGUGUUAAUACUAAUACUCCUCCAAAAUUACCUGCUUUAAAUAAAAAAUCUCCUGCAUUUCAAGCAGUUGCUUCAAGAUCUUCAACUCCAACUUUACCACCAUUAUAUCAAGUAGCUUCAGGAUUUCAACAAGAUCAAUCAUCAAAAACGGAGAACCGUUCAAAUGAUCAACAAUCAGAAAAAGAAAAGAAUAAUGCUUCUGAAGGUAAUGAUCAAAAAGAUUUUAACAAUAAUAAUAAUAAUAGUGACAACAAUAAUAAUAACAACAAUGAUAACAAUAACAAUAAUAAUAACAACAACAACAACAACAAUUCACAAUAUAAUUCUCAUAAUGAAGUUACUAUAUUAAAAACUAGAAUAUCUGAACUUGAAUUGGUAAAUGAUUUAUACAGAACCAGAAUUAUGGAAUUAGAAGCUAUGGAACAAGCUGCUAGAUUAAGAGAAAAUUCAAUGCGUAAAAGAUUAGAAGAAGUUAUUAGUUUAGAUAAUAAGAAACGUAAACUUAAUUAA